CUUCAGACACAUGUCCACCCGGCAUUUUUCCCAGACUUUCGACAAGAAACGCCCUUUGUAUCGCCCAAAACAACAAAUAAUACGGCAAAACAUCGAUCACAAUGGCUCGCUUACCGACAGCGUUUCCGUAUGCGCACAGCACAACCCCCGAGAAGGGCGCGGCCGAACUAAGCCAACUCCUUCGUCGACUCGACCAGACCAUCCUCCACGCCGACCAGGACCGCGAGCGCAGGUUGCGGUCUAGCGAGUUCGAGCGGGCGAGGCUGAACUCUAACCUCGACUAUGCGCGGAGUCUUCUCACAAGAGUCGAGCAGGAAGCCAUACAUGUCAAGCUUCUCUCUCGGAGGCAGGACAUGCAGGCCGACCUGAACCGUAAACGCGAACUUCUUGAAAGACUGGUGGAUAGGAUGCAUGAUCUCGAACAGUUGCACGAGGAAGACGACGACAACAGCUCCGACGGCGAGGAUAUCUUGGCCGACAUUAUCCCCACGCCGAGCGAAAGCAUGGACUCUCGGUCGACCGAUAUACCAACAGAAGACACAGGCGACCAAGAUAAAGACGAAGAACCCGAGACACCCAGCCUUCCCCCGCCCGUCUCAGCGCUGCCAAAGGAACCCUCACAAUCAUUUGCAGCGGCCACGACUUCAGAACCGGAAAUUUCGACAUCACAUCAAUCAAAAACAACCACCGAAGCAGGGACAACAACAACCCAGUCCCUCCGUUCCCGCGGCCCCGCACGCCCUGACUCACCCUCGGCGACAACGACAGCGACAGCGCGCGCAGCCCUUUUCGCCUCCCGUCGCUCCAACACCGUCAAGUCGACAGUAUCGGCCCCAGCCUCAUCAACGGCAACGGCCGAAGCGAUCCUGGAUCACCAGCGCGCGGAGCAGGAUGCGCUGUCCGAGUCGAUUUUGAAGAUGGCCAGUGCGCUCAAAGCCAGCUCGCAGAAGUUCUCCAACACGCUCGAGCAGGACAAGAAUGUCGUCUCACGCGCGGCCGACGGGAUGGACAAGACGGAAAGGUCGAUGGACGCCGCGAGCCGGAGGAUGGGCACGUUACGGAAGAUGACGGAGGGUAAAGGGUGGUGGGGCCGGAUGAUGCUCUACGCAUGGGUUUACGGGCUAAUGGUUGCGUUGAUUUUGUUGGUGUUUGUGAUGCCCAAAUUGAGGUUUUAGGUGAUGAGGGGCUGCUUCCCGUCAUGACAGAGGCAAGAGGCGGGUUUACGAUACGAUCACUCCCCCGGGGUCGGGCAUGAAGUCGGCGGAGGCUCGUGUAUCAGGCAUGGCAUGAGCGACAACUCGGAAGACAGAACAGCAUUGGGCCAAAGACAGACUCUUCUGUCGAUCAUUGAUUCAUUCGUUCGUGUAUGGCUCAAGCUUGUGAAAACGCCCAAGCAUGCUGAC
Molecule: messenger RNA, 1403 nt
Organism: Colletotrichum destructivum
Lineage: Eukaryota; Fungi; Ascomycota; Sordariomycetes; Glomerellales; Glomerellaceae
Product: Putative vesicle transport protein, Use1
Exons: 3
Coding region: 102-1175 (357 amino acids)
Biological process (GO): retrograde vesicle-mediated transport, Golgi to endoplasmic reticulum
Cellular component (GO): endoplasmic reticulum; SNARE complex
Molecular function (GO): SNAP receptor activity
Source: RefSeq, a predicted model, not a curated record